Messenger RNA from Phlebotomus argentipes, 1160 nucleotides. RefSeq names its product flap endonuclease 1 (gene Fen1). The record is from RefSeq and is a predicted model, not a curated record. Bases 1 to 1143 code for a protein of 380 amino acids. Gene Ontology annotation, cellular component: nucleus. Gene Ontology annotation, molecular function: magnesium ion binding; RNA-DNA hybrid ribonuclease activity; manganese ion binding. Lineage: Eukaryota; Metazoa; Arthropoda; Insecta; Diptera; Psychodidae. The transcript is spliced from 2 exons.
AUGGGUAUUCUCGGACUGUCAAAGCUCAUUGCGGACCUUGUGCCGACUGCCAUCAAGGAGAAUGAGAUCAAGAACUACUUUGGCAGGAAAGUCGCUAUUGAUGCUUCCAUGUGUCUCUACCAAUUCCUUAUUGCCGUCCGCAGUGAUGGAGUUCAGCUGACCACCGUUGAUGGUGAAACGACAUCGCACUUGAUGGGAAUCUUUUACCGAACAAUCCGUCUUCUGGACAAUGGCAUCAAGCCGGUGUAUGUUUUCGACGGAAAGCCGCCCCAGCUUAAGGGAGGCGAGCUGCAGAAGCGCGCUGAGCGCAGGGAAGAGGCACAGAAGCAACUGGAUAAGGCGACAGAAGCUGGCGAUCAGGAGGCAGUGGAGAAGUUCAACCGACGCCUGGUGAAGGUCACGAAGGAGCACUCGAAUGAGGCUAAAGAGCUCCUGAAGCUCAUGGGGGUGCCCUUUAUUGAUGCCCCGUGCGAAGCGGAAGCCCAGUGCGCCGCUAUGGUGAAGUCAGGAAAGGUCUUCGCCACUGCCACUGAAGAUAUGGACGCUUUGACCUUUGGCUCCAGCAUUUUGCUGCGCCACUUGACGUCCAGCGAGGCCAGGAAGCUACCCGUGCAGGAGAUCAGCUACCAGAGGAUGCUGCACGGUCUGGAGUUUAGUGUGGAUCAGUUCAUAGAUCUCUGCAUUCUCCUGGGAUGCGAUUACUGCGAGAGCAUCAAGGGCGUCGGGCCCAAGAGGGCCAUUGAGCUGAUCAAGGAGCACAAGAGCAUCGAAGGCAUCCUGGAGAAGAUCGACAAGAAGAAGUACUCAGUGCCAGAGGAGUGGAACUACGCUCAAGCGCGUCAGCUGUUCAAGGAGCCCGAAGUGCAGGAUCCGCAGACCGUCGAGAUGAAGUGGACAGAUCCCGAUGAGGAGGGCAUCGUGCAGUUCCUCUGCGGCCAUCGGCAGUUCAACGAGGAGCGCAUCCGAUCGGGCAUCCAGAAGAUGAAGAAGUCCAAGGCGAUGGGCACUCAGGGACGUCUGGACAGCUUCUUCAAGGUUCUGCCCACAACGUAUGCGGCCAAGCGCAAGGCUGAGGAGCCCAAGAAGGGCGAUUCCGCCAAGAAAAGCAAGAAGCCCGCCGCAAAGGCUGGCAAGAAGAAGUAAAUUGUCGUGUUAUCAAA